Priapulus caudatus is the source of this 3807-nucleotide messenger RNA. RefSeq names its product PAS domain-containing serine/threonine-protein kinase-like. Gene Ontology annotation, cellular component: nucleus; cytosol; cytoplasm. Gene Ontology annotation, biological process: intracellular signal transduction; protein phosphorylation; negative regulation of glycogen biosynthetic process. Gene Ontology annotation, molecular function: protein serine/threonine kinase activity; ATP binding. The coding region runs from base 67 to 3522 and encodes 1151 amino acids. NCBI's taxonomy places the organism in Eukaryota, Metazoa, Priapulida, Priapulimorpha, Priapulimorphida, Priapulidae. The transcript has 21 exons. The record is from RefSeq and is a predicted model, not a curated record.
GUGGGCGAGAAGCGCCAUCUGUCGGGCUGUGCGAGUUUGCCUGCGAGCGGUAAUUUUAAAAACAAAAUGGAGGACAUCGUCCAAAGUAGUGUGGAAAGUGGUGCUGCUGUGUUCACGACUAAUUAUCGCCAGUCUGAUGAAAUGAGGAAUAAGUGUGUGGAGAAAUGCCAUAGCUCUGACAUCCCCGUAUGGUCGGAGAAACCUGAUACUGCAGUGGCCAGGCGUGCUGUUUUUAGACAGAAGCAAGAUCACAUUAUGCUGACUCCUAGCGACAGGCGCAAGCGUACAAACCCACACUGGCUCAUGAUGUCAGAUAGUAUUGGCUCGCCCUCCUACCCAUCGCCGCUGGACCGGAUACGGUCAGGCAAGCGGGAGCGGGCCGCCCAGCUGGGUUUAAGCCUCUCCAUCGAAGAGCCAUACGAAGCCAACCAGUCACUACCUGCGAUGAGAAAACUGGGCAGUAGUCCUUGCGUGGAAUUUGAUCCUGGGGCUGGUGAUACCAAACUCGCACUCAGGAGGUUCAAAGGCGAUGCUCUCAACAGCUUCUGUUUCUCACCUCCACCUUGCAAGACAUCACUGCAUGCAUCUCUGGAGAGACAGAGGAGCACCUGCAUUCGCUCAUUCGGCCAUAGCUGGGACUUCUUUGAGUUUGUUGGUGGAACAAAGGCAACCGGCUCCGUUCCCAGCCACAUCCGCAAUCCUAACAAGGCCGUCGUGACGCUGAACGGGCGGACGUCGGAGAUCCUCAUAGCCAACGAGAUGGCAUGUGAGCUGUUUGGCUACUACAAGGACGAGCUCAUUGGAAUGCCACUGUCGGAUCACUUCAAAUGCAAGCAGAAGCAUGAGGCUCUUAUGGAGAACCACCUCGAGUCGACGGGUGAAGUCGUCAUGGUCUCUGGCAAAGUUCUAGAGGCAGUUGACUGCAAUGGGCAAGUAAUCCCCGUCUCGCUGUGGAUGAAGAUGCUUAAGACGGGAGAUGAUCCACGCUGUCUUGCUAUAAUGGAGCCUGUAGAGCGAAUAACUGCCUAUAUCGUAUUCGACAGCACGGGCACAAUCUUGUGUGCCGACCAGAAGAUGGCAUGUCUGCAUGGUUACACCUCACCUUCUGAAGUAGAAGGCGAAAAUAUCCAUCAACUAAUUCCGUCACUCACCAUGCCAAGUUCAGGAUCCUCCAUACCAAAGGCAAUUAGAAAGCAGAGAGCUACAGGACGAACUAAACACAGCACCACGUUCCCAUUGUCGAUUGCACUUUGGACAGAUGAGGAUUUAAAAAACCCAAAGUUUGCAUCAUACAUCAAAGAAGGAUCUGUUGAUUCAGCAAAUUCUCGCUGCGAUAGACAAAACUCCACCACAAGCACUACAAGCAUUAGCGAGUUGAUGCGACAAAGCUCAAUUUCAAGCACAGGCAGUGUUGACAGAGUUCAACUUAUUCGAGAAAAGGAUGGAGCCAACGAAGAAUUUAACAAGGAAGAGGGAAAAGUGGAAGUGUACCAUGCCACGGUGUGGGUGUUCACCAACAUCAGUGGCAUGCUUACGUUCAUGCCUGAUGGCACCAUACACAGCAUCAAUGACAACUUUUCUCUGAUGCUGUUCGGCUACACACAGCAAGAACUUGUGGGAGAGCGUAUCACGUACAUCAUUCCUGGUUUCUAUGAUGACAUGGCUUCACUAAAAGUAAAUUCCAUACCGUUUCCACCUGUUGACGAUGAGAUGGAGUUGUGUGGAAGAGACUGCCACCAUUGUCCUCAACACGACAUCUCACAGCCAGAUUUUUCCCCUGAAGUGCUCGACGUCGAACGUGCAAGAUCCGUGGACGCCAUCACCAAUACAGAGGCUUCACAUGAGCAUGCGUCAGUAGAUUUACAGAUUAAAGGAUCAACUUGUCAACUGUGUGAACAACGCUCGAGUGAGAUUGGAAUGCUUGACCCGGCCAGUGGUACCUCAGCCAACAGCCAUUCCUCUGCCACCAUGUGGCUCUCCCCUGACAGUCAGCCCUCCUGCCAUAGUCAUUUCCCUUUUAGCAACCAAUCUUCGCCACCCAGCUCAGCUAGUCGGCUUCCUACCAAAAGCCAACCAUCACCCCGUAGACAGACCUCUCCUAUGAAGUGGCCGAGGACCGUGGGAAAGUCCUCGUGUGGCAGGCACACAUUUUCUGGCCGCCGCCUCCGUCAGGCAGUGGCCUGUCGGCAUGCUGCAGCGGCGCCAGCGCUGCAAGCGACGUCGACGCCAUCGAAGGUGGACGCAAACGGCGAUCGAUUGCCGCCAUCAACGUUAGAGAAGCCAGCAGAGGGCGCUGAUAAUGUCGUAUACGAAGGGAGCUGCUCUGGACAGGGCCGGCAUAAGGAUGGCUCUUACAUAGGCAUACUUUAUCAGGUUAAGAGGGUGGAGUUUGAGCAGGGGCAGUCAAUUUACUGCAUAUGGGUUACCCGUGACCCUUCAGAUACCCUGGCUCAAUCAAAUACCACAGGUUGUAGCAGUCAUAACAACACGAUGGACUGGUCGAAGCUGUAUGGAUGUCAAGAGGGAACAACGAAAGUUGACACUGAUGUUGAAGCCGUGAAUCCUGGUACAGGCCGCUACGGCGAGCUGUAUGAGAGCAUUUAUUCUAUAGGCAAGGGCGGCUUUGGAUUUGUACAGCUGGCACGAAGACUAAGUGAUAAUCAAAUGGUGGUUACAAAGUUCAUUACCAAGAGGAAGGUUCUUAGUGAUUCGUGGCUGGAUGACGAGGAACUUGGCAGAGUACCAAUUGAGAUUAGUUUGCUCAAUUUAUUAUCACAUCCAAACAUUGUUCAGAUGUUAGAAGUGUUUGAGAAUGAUUACUUCUAUCAAGUAAUUAUGGAGCAGCAUGGUUUAGGCAUGGAUCUGUUUGAGUUCAUUGACCGACGACCACUACUAGAUGAACCUAUAUGUAGCUACAUAUUCCAACAGAUUGUAUCUGCUGUGGCAUACCUGCAUAACUUGGGAAUUAUACAUCGUGAUAUCAAGGAUGAAAACAUCAUACUGAAUGAAGAAUUCCAUUGCAAGUUGAUUGAUUUCGGAGCUGCUGCCUACCUAAAGCCAGGGAAACUGUUUAACAAAUUCUUUGGCACUAUUGAAUACUGCAGCCCUGAAGUAAUUCUUGGCAACAAGUACAAUGGACCUGAAUUAGAGAUGUGGUCGUUGGGAAUUACACUUUAUACGCUGCUGUUUGGCGAGAAUCCGUUUUAUGAUGUCGAGGAAACGAUAAAAGGAAUUCUGAAACCUCCAUUUGUAGUUUCAACAGGUUUGAUGCAGCUCAUCUCGUGGCUGCUGCAUCCCUCAGUGCCGUGUCGGUGCAAAAUGCCAGAGCUACAGAACCACGAGUGGCUCAGUCUGCCCAUUAACAUUGCUGACUACAUCUGGGAAGAAAUUGUACCCGACGCUGGAAAUGUCAACACUGAUAGUGAUGAUGAUGAUGCUGAUGGUGACGAUAACGAUGAAGUAAUGGCUAUUCUGCUGCAGCAACAGCUUGACCUAUGUGAUAAUGAUCAGACUGAACUCUGAUGUCGGAAACAACACCACACAUGUAUAGGUAACCGCAUCGUAUAAAAGUAAAAUAUAUGUAAUAAAAUGCAGAGAAUAUAUUGAAAUAUGUUUUGUAAAUUUGCUAGUGAAAAUAAUAUGUAACUGAUAUGCUAUUUCAAUACAUUCAUGUACGUCAGCUACUACAUAUGAAUGUGCAGCCAUCGGGAUCACUAGAGUUGUAGUGACCACAAAUUUCGUCAAACGUAGAAACAAAUAGCGUAACCAGAAAUAAUAAUAAUUAAAAAAAAAGGUGUAUUGAAUAUA